AAACAUUUUUCUUUGUGUCUGGUAGCGAAAGCAGUUGGGUAUUUUUGAAUAUUACCGCUUCGCUUUCUCCUUAUAAGUCCUUAGCCAACCAUUCUUCCAUUUCCAUAUUCAAAUAACCCCAAAUUUUCUUGCUCAUCAACCUUUCUCCUCUUUGGACAACAACAACAUUCCAAAGAUAGAAGAUUUUUAUAUACAAACAUAAAUGACAGUUAUGAAGAUUGCAUGGGAAUCUCUUGUUCCUAGUUGUAUGAAGUCUCAUGAGAAUCCAAAGAAAAAUAAUCCAAAAGCAAAAGUUCCUGUCACAAAACAAAUUUCCUUCCACGGGAUUCCUGUAUCGGAUAUUAGCUCUUCUACUAUAUCGUCAGAUCUUUCAAUCUCUCUUGCUGGUUCUAAUAUUCAUUCAUUCACCCUUCAAGAACUAAGAGUGAUCACGCAGAAUUUUUCGACGAGUAAUUUCAUCGGUGAAGGAGGGUUCGGACCAGUUCACAAGGGAUUCAUUGAUGAUAAACUUAGACCUAAUGCUCUCAAAGCUCAACCUGUUGCAGUUAAACUCCUCGAUUUAGAUGGCUCACAAGGUCAUCGAGAAUGGCUGACUGAAGUGAUAUUUCUUGGGCAAUUGAGGCAUCCACAUCUAGUGAAGUUGAUCGGAUAUUGUUGUGAAGAAGAACACAGAUUGCUAGUGUAUGAGUACAUGCCAAGAGGAAGUUUGGAGAAUCAGCUAUUUAGAAGAUUUUCAGUAUCACUUCCAUGGUCAACACGUAUGAAAAUAGCUCUUGGUGCUGCAAAAGGUCUAGCUUUUCUCCAUGAAGCUAAAAAACCUGUCAUUUAUCGCGAUUUCAAGGCUUCAAACAUCUUGUUAGACUCCGAUUACACUGCCAAACUCUCAGAUUUUGGACUUGCAAAAGAUGGUCCAGAAGGAGAUGACACACACGUCUCAACUCGAGUCAUGGGAACACAUGGCUAUGCUGCUCCUGAAUACAUUAUGACAGGUCAUUUGACUGCAGCUAGUGAUGUGUACAGCUUCGGAGUAGUACUAUUGGAGCUUCUAACUGGCCGAAGAUCUGUAGACAAAGGUCGUCCACAUAGAGAACAAAACUUAGUAGAUUGGGCAAGACCACAACUGAAAGAACCUCGAAAGCUACGUAGAAUAAUGGAUCCGAGGCUGGAAGGAAUGUACUCAGAAGAAGGCGUUCAAAAGGCAGCAUUAUUAGCUUACCAGUGCCUAAGUCACAGGCCAAAAGCUAGACCAGACAUGAGCACUGUGGUGAAAACCCUAGAACCAUUGAAAGACUAUGAAGAUACUUCAAUGGUAACAUUUGUGUACACUGCUCCAACAGAAAGCAAAGAAGUUAGUGAAAAGUAUGAUCAAGACCAAAAGGAAGUGAAGAAAGAAAGUAGAAGUCCUCAUCAUCAUCACUAUCACCAAAAUCAACACCAUCAUCAUAAUAAUAAGCAUAGAAGAAGUACUCCCUCAUCUCCAACUAUUCACUCAGAAACAGCUAUACACAAGAGACUAACUCCAAAUUCACCAUUGCAUAAUGGUUUCAAGAGAUCUUAGAUUAAUUUUUUAUCGAACUGUAUAUGAAAUACUUUAGAUAGAGAAUCAUAUUCGUACGUCCA
Molecule: messenger RNA, 1620 nt
Organism: Lycium ferocissimum
Lineage: Eukaryota; Viridiplantae; Streptophyta; Magnoliopsida; Solanales; Solanaceae
Product: serine/threonine-protein kinase RIPK-like
Exons: 5
Coding region: 203-1558 (451 amino acids)
Biological process (GO): protein phosphorylation
Molecular function (GO): ATP binding; protein kinase activity
Source: RefSeq, a predicted model, not a curated record